AUGGCCAAGGUCGAAGAUGAUGGGAACGAGGAACGGAUCGGUGACUUCGUCAGCACCCUGGGUCUGCGGAGAUGUCAACUGCAGUAUUUGCCUGGGUGGACCCAGAGUCACUGGGGAGCGCACCAUCUUUGGGAACAGGUGGGCGUCACCAACCUCACGUCGUCGAACCGGUUUCCACCCGCAACCAUCGCAUGCUGCCACGUCUACUCGGUCGCCUGGAGCCUACUGAACUUCUCGACGCUCUGGCUAAGCUGGUGGCACCCCAAGGUGACCGCCACGCCAUUGGCAGUCAAGAGCGGCGACGUGGACACGGUGAAGGUGCUGAUCACGUUAGACGAGGACGUCAUCCUCAAGAACCGCGAGACUUGCCUCAGCUGGACUCUCGGGUGCUCCGAAUCCACCCAGUGGCUCCGGUACGAUGACGAAAGAGAGUUGGAGAUGAGGGAGGCUCUGCAGAUGAGUACGUCCGUCGCCAGGUUCGACAAUUUGGUCCGCCUGGACUUCCUCAAGUCCCUGGGCAUCAGGGUCGAGCAGCAGCUCAGGUGGUCACCGCUGGCCACUCGUGCUAUGGCCUAG
Messenger RNA from Acanthamoeba castellanii str. Neff, 576 nucleotides. RefSeq lists its product as uncharacterized. Bases 1 to 576 code for a protein of 191 amino acids. The record is from RefSeq and is a predicted model, not a curated record. NCBI's taxonomy places the organism in Eukaryota, Discosea, Longamoebia, Acanthamoebidae. The transcript is spliced from 5 exons.